AUGGCCAAGAUUUGGCAGAAGCUGUGGGACUUCUUCAUUGUUCUUCAAAUACAGUGUUCAAAUCCGCCACACUCGUCAAUGUAUUCCCACAAGAAGCCUGUUGAUAAAGCUCGAAGACUCCAGGAUGAGCACAUCAAAGCCAACUUAAAUUUUUUCCUCACUUGGGACCAGUGGGUGCCACCGAAUUUGUGUCCAACUCCAUCCUCUCCAAAAGACCGAAUCACUAUGCGCAACAACAAGCUUCACGUGGGACCUAAUCUACCAACUAUAUCCGGCCCUGUUCAAGUUGCGAAAUCCACAGUCGCCACCAUGCCAUCCGACAAGACGCAAAACACACAUCAUCCCAAGAACAAUGGUGGCCACACAGUAUUUGAUAUGUACUGGAAUACUGAGGGUGAUGGAGCGCCGACAGUAAAAUUACCGACUGCACCACAAUCGGCUGACCUACAAGUUGCAGGCCUAGAACAAACUCCUCCAAGGGUUCAUCUUGCUCCAGAUCUCGAACUGGCGACUAUGGAAACUUUAAUGGUGGAUGGCAGCAUACCCUUCUCAGUCGGUCAAUAUAAUAUGGGUUGGACUGACAGUCCAUGUGCAUUGGUGGUUGGAUUUGCUGCCAAUUUUGACAUGUGCUGGGGAGAUGUGUUGCCAGGCAGAGAUAUUCACUUAGACAGUGCUUCUCCUAUUGCACCGCCGAUCGACUUGGUUGAAUCCGCACCAACCAAUGGCUUGCCAAAUCAAAUUGUCGACACCGGCAAGGAAUUGCUGUGCCAAGCUACUAUGAGGCUUGAUAGCAUUGACGCUGUGAUAAGAGAUGACCGAGGACAAAACUCGGUAAAUAUGUCAGAUGCCAACUGGCUGUUGAUAUCAGAUUAUCAGCAUGCAUGUGACCAAUUUCUCACAGCCAGCAAGGAUGUUGCCAAGAUUCAGCAUCUCAUGAACAUGCACCGCAAGAUCGAUGAUCCACUACAUAUAUUGCUACUAGCAAUGAGGAAAAUGGGCCAGGGACAUUCCCCAAUCCAGUGA
Messenger RNA from Suillus fuscotomentosus, 1023 nucleotides. RefSeq lists its product as uncharacterized. The record is from RefSeq and is a predicted model, not a curated record. The transcript has 6 exons. The coding region runs from base 1 to 1023 and encodes 340 amino acids. Lineage: Eukaryota; Fungi; Basidiomycota; Agaricomycetes; Boletales; Suillaceae.